CAAAAGAUGAAUUUUGAAAUAAAUUUUGGUAGAAAUUUAACGCGCAAUCAAAUUCUGCAAAAAUAUUUAUAUAAUUUAAAUCAACUAAAAUUACUUGCAGAAACUAAUUUUAAAAUUAAUAAUAAUGAAUUUAAUAAUUUUAUCAUCCAAUAUUACUUCACACCAAACAGAAUGAGUCAUGUCGCCUUGAUAAAAACUGAGCUUGUAAAAACUAUUGUAGAUCGAAAAAGAAAAAUAUUUUUCUGGUUGUUUUAUUUAGCUAUUGGAUUUUUAUGUGUUUCGUAUAAAAAUGAAGCAUCAACUUUAAUAUUACGAAACAUACAAACCUUUAUUUAUCCAGGAAUGAAACUAUGGCGAAGAAUGACCCUACCUAUGAUAAACAAUUUUCCGGGUUUAACCGAGUUAUAUGACGAAAGUUGUUUAAUGAUGAAUCCAUUUUUUCAAGUGGAAGAUUUAGAUUGUAAUCCUUGCUCAAAUAUUGUAAAUGUUUUAGAUUUAACAAAUGUUGAGAAAACAACAGACUCUGUGCCAUUUGUUUUUAAGGUAAAGCAAAUCCCAGUUACAGUCAAUGAUUUUUUUGAACUGUAUAAAUCAAAUAAGGAAAUCUUCCAAAGGGAUGCAUACAGAGUACGCUCAACGAAUAAUGAAAUAACGAAUUUAGAUGAAUUAUUUAGAGAUUUUAAUCGAACUCAUCAAACACAAAGUCAUAAUUUAUGGAGAUGUAAUCGAAUGUCUCCAGCACGUCUAAUUAGACAAUUAUUUGUUCGUCCAGAGCGUCUUCCAAGUACUGGUAUAGCAUUAGAACGUUUUUUAUCAAUGGAUACCCAUAAUGCAGAAUCAUAUAUACUGCCAGAUGGGGAGUGUUCAAAUAUGUAUAUACAACAAAUUCAAGGUACUCGUAAUAUUAUUCUCAGGCCUACAAUUGAGUGUCGGAAUAAAUGUCGUUCGAUUUCGAUACGUUUAACGCAAUCGUAUGUUUUAAGUUAUAACUGGUGGUAUUGGAAACCUGUUUCUGCCCCUGAUAGCUUUUCGAAAACUUCAUCCAUUAGUCUUAUAGGAUCUUAUUGUUAAGGAAUAAUAUAAUUUAAGCUAUAUACACAAACGCAUUUCUACAAAUCAUAAAUAUAUAUAUAUAUAUAUAUAUAUAUAUAGACAUAGAAACACGCGUAAACAGAGUAUAUAUAUAUAUAUAUAUUACCAUAUAUUUGUGUAUAUGUAAUUUAAAAUUCAAAGGCUAAAAUGUUAAGACGCUAAAGCAAACAAAUUUUGCAGCAAAAAUAAAUAGAUAGAAAAAUACAAAUUUUAAAAUGUAUGAACAAAAUUUUACAUUGCGAAAUAAUUGUAAAAGAUGAUAUUCAAUUGCGUAUACACAAAUAUAUUAUACAUUCUAGUCAGCAUUUCAAAACUCCUUCGUUUUUUUUAUAGCGAUGCUGCAUGUAAUGAGUAAAAGUUGCAUCAACUCAAAAAAAAUACCUUUUUAAAUUGCUAUAAAAUUUUAUUUGAAUUUAACAGUAGUCCCUUAAUUUUUUGUUUAUUAACUACAUUUGAGGAUAAAUUUGAAUGAAAAAAAUUUUAAUAUUAAAAUAAUUUUAUUUUUUUUUUGCAAUAAAUAGUUAUGUACAUAAAACUAAAACAAUAAUUUAUUGCUAUUAGUGUAUGGAAUUGCUAAAAUAUAACUGUGCAAGGGUGUUGCAAUUCAGUAUAAUUAUAAUCAUUUUAUAAUUAUUUUAUUUAUUUAACUCACAUAAGUAAAUUUUUUUAUUAUAUUGUGUUACUACUCACUCUUAAUAUGCAAUAAAUUAUAACUAGUCUUUAAACACUAGAAAUAGGAAAGUUCCUACUUUUUUUUACUUUUAAAAUAGUUGUUUAUCCGGGUAAACUAGGGGACUAAUAAUGUGCAAAUUUUUGGCUGAGCUUUUUAAAAAUGUACAUAUGUAAAUAAUUUAGUACUAAAUUAAAAUUUUCAGGCUUAAAUAUUUAAUUAUUUAAUAUGUUUUUCAUUUAUUAUUUAUUACAUAGCAUUAUAUUUAUGUUGCAAAAUAACAGAAAAAUAAUUAUAGCUUUUGUGUAUGCGAUAAUAUCAAGUUAAAAAACGGAAAAAUAUGUAGAAAAUAAUAAGCUCAGUCAAAGAGAUAGUAAAUUAAUGAUAAAACAUUUUUAGAAUUAUUCUUGAAAUUUGAAUAAUCUCAUUUGCAGGGAAAAUAUCUAACUGAAUGUUUGAAAAUAUGUAAUAAUUUCAACCCUCUUCCAAAACAAAAAAAUUAUUAAUAAUUUUUAAACAUUUUGUUAAAUCUUUUUUAUAUUAAUUACGUUUUUAAUUGACUGAAUUGAUAAUUAUUGUAAGAUAUUUAAAAUUUAUGGUUCAAUUUCGUAAGUGAUCUUGUUAAAAAGUAAGAUAUUAAAAGCCUUUGUUGCCAGAAAACUCAAGUAGAUUGUAGGGGACAAUGACACUACGUAAACAUAAGAGUUUAUGUUGCAUUUAUUAUAAAUUAAAGUUAAAUAAAAUAUGAAUUUAUUUUACGUGCCAUUUUUAUUUUUAAAAUAAAUUAUGUGCAGUUAUUUUUAAUUGCAGCUAUAAAUAAUGACAUUUGGAAAUUAUCAAAAUUUUUUAAAGUACUAAUCAAAAUGAGGAUUUAUUUUUUGAAUACCGUAAAUGAUAUUAAAUUUUAUAUGAAUCUUUUAUUAUUUUAUUCUCUUAUUCGGAAUCUCUAUCAAAAAUAACCAAAUUGUCUAAAGUCUGAAAAUUUAAAAUCGCAUGUAAAAAAUUAAACAGAUACAUAUACGAAUGAUUAAUUUUAAAAAUGCAAUCCUUGAAAUUUGUAAAAAAUUUUCGAAAAUAUUUUAGUUAUUACUUCAAGAACUGCAUUUUUGCAAGCAUAAUUUGUAUUUUCGUUUGUAAUAAUUUGUAUAAUUAUUUUAAUUUACAUAUGUAAUAAAUGCAUUUUAUAUGUAUGUAGAUGUAUAUUCUUUUUAGGUAUUUUUAAUAACCAAGGAUUUUGUUUUUAUAGCACUGAAGAAUUUAUUUUGUGUCGAUUUUUUUUCUGUAUAUUUAAAAAUUUAUGUAAGUUUUUGAAAUCUUUGUUAUGAGCAAAAACUUAAGCAAUUUUUACUCUCACAUGAAGCGACAUUCCGGAUAAAAUAAUUAAAAACACAUAUAUAUUUUAUAUAACUUACAUACAAUAUAUUUUUUCGUAAGCAUAUUGUCAAUUAUAAUAACAAAUUUAUUUAAAAUUUUGUUUGUGAAAUUACUAAUAUAAUAAAUGUACAAUUAUAUUUUGAACUUUAAAAUUAACAUUCAUAUAAUUGAUUGAUUUGUGUUUAUAUUUUAAGAUAUGAUAAAGGCAAAUAUAUAAUCUUUGAUAAAAAAAAUUAAAAACUUAUGUUUCAUAUGAAAAAAAAAUGUUUUAGAAAAAAAAUAAUACAAAAAAUUUCUAAAAUAUAACUAGGUUAAUAGAUAGGUACACAAGUUGAUUCAAUUUUUGUCAAAUUGCAAAUUAAUAUUGCAAUACAGAUUUAACUUUGAAUAUACACUUUCAAUAUUACAAUAAACACUUUCGACGUAGAAAAAAAUUUAAAUUAAAAUGGUUGAAAUCUUGCCCAGAUCCGGUAAUAAUAAGUUAGGGUAGCGCAGAUUUGAAAAAUACUAGUUACCAGUUAGUAGGAAUAUUAGUUACAAGUUGUCACUACUCAAUCUCUAUGAGAAAACUAUUUGCUUUGAAAAAAUAAAAAGACAUGAUCUUUUCCAUUUUUCACAAAUAUGUACAUAUAUACAUAUAAAAUCUUUAUUUAUAUUCAAAAUUACUAGAGGCUCGUAAAUUAUUACAGAAAAGUUAAUUUAUUAAACAAGGUGAAAUUUGUGCUAAAACUAAAGCCUCAUGUUAUUAUAAAUACAUAUUUUAACAUAUAAUAUUUAUUAAGCUAAAAUAAAUUAAACACCAGAAAAUUUGUUUGACCGCAAAGAAAAACUUUAUACCUACUAAUUUUUUUACAAAAUUUAUAUAAAAAAUUAAAACAAAUUCUAGUCUUUAAAAUUCGAAUUUUUAUCCCGAUU
Messenger RNA from Condylostylus longicornis, 4051 nucleotides. RefSeq lists its product as uncharacterized. The coding region runs from base 7 to 1071 and encodes 354 amino acids. Lineage: Eukaryota; Metazoa; Arthropoda; Insecta; Diptera; Dolichopodidae. The record is from RefSeq and is a predicted model, not a curated record. The transcript is spliced from 5 exons.